GUGUUGUUGCCUUCACUCACUGAGACAGAGACGAUCCAAGAUGCAGCAGCUCAUCCUGCCCGUUCUCCUCACAUCCUUCUGGACCGUGUGCACAGGAGCAGGGGAUUGGUGCUAUCAGACCCAGUUUACCUGUGAUCAUCAGUGCAACACACCGGAGAAGUGGAACCACGCCAACAACGCCUGUUCAGGAAAAUCCCAGUCACCCAUCAACGUCGUCACCAGGAAGACUUUGAAAGAUGAGCGUCUGACGCCUUUCCAGUUCACAAACUACCAGCAGAUCUUCAAAGGCACAAUCAAGAACAACGGGCACUCUGUUCAGGUAGGAGUUCCUCAUGUCAGCACCAUCUCAGGUGGAGGCCUGCCGACCACCUACAAGGCCGUUCAGUUCCACCUCCACUGGGGCACUAAUGGAGGGCCUGGCUCCGAACAUACCAUUGAUGGAGAGCAGUAUCCCAUGGAGCUGCACAUUGUUCACAUGAAGCAGGAUUACACUGAUCUGACAACAGCACUAUCAGACCCAGAAGGAGUUGCAGUCCUUGGGUUUUUCUAUGAGAGAUCCAAUAGUGGAAACCGAAAGUACGACCCCAUCAUCAACGCUCUGCAAAACAUCAAGACUACAAAUGCCAACACGUCUUUUUCUGGAGCCUCCCUGACACAGCUGAUCCCGUCUGAGCAGAAUCUGACCUCCUUCUACCGCUACAAGGGCUCUCUGACCACCCCCGGCUGCACUGAGGCUGUGAUCUGGACUUUGUUUGAGAAUCCCAUCCCUCUGAGUGUGGAACAGCUGAAGGCGUUUUCCGACCUCAAGUUCCACGAUGGAAAGCCGAUGGUGGGUACUUUCAGGCCGGUCCAGCCUCUGAACGGCCGGCAAGUGUUCCGGUCGGGAAGUGCGUUGAUCCUGGCCAGCUCCGCCCUCCUUGCUGCAGCCAUGGCCGCGGCGUUGGGACUGUCCCAACCGAACUAGAGCGAAGCAUCCCGUGCUGCACUGCAACGUCCAUGAACACAAUAAGUUCUGCAUCACUCUUCAGCUGAACCCCCGGUUUGUAACUUCGUCAUUGCAUGGUCGCUAAGAUGAUCGUCGACAUCGUAGUGCAGGCACGACUCACCUGGUGUUCUUCCCUUACGACGCAGAUGACAAAGGCGUUCAAGAAACGCCUUACGAAAGGCGCCGUGAGGGUUUGAUCAGCAUUCAUGCAUGCGUAUUGAAGAAGUAGGUCUUAAUUCAACUUUAUGAAUGUGCCAUAAAGCAGGAACCAAACACUCAAAGUGACAGCUGAAUUCAUCACUAGACCCUUUAGACAUGCCCCAAUUUUUCACAGUAUUAUCUAAUAAACACCAGCACGCACACACACUUCACACACAUCACUCCAAACCUAAUGCACCUUGUCCAAUGUCAGGUAAAUUUAGUCUCCACUAAUGUCAGAGUGAGUUGCCGAUGGUUUGCGCUCUGAGCGCCGCUGCCAGGCCCAUGACCCGGCACGUGAUGUGUUUGUUCUCAAUGGGGCAUGUGAACAGCGUGGAGCUAUUAAUAACAGAACUGAGUCAUAAAAACAGGCUCCAUUUCAAAGCCAGCGGUCAAAGGAGUCAGCAGUUUGGCUUUUCUCUCAAAGUCCAGGAGCACACGGCGCGGCCUUCAGGUGAACCCCUGGCAGCCACUCCAUCAGCAGUUGGUUCGGAAAAGGGAGGGGGAGGGAGGCGUGCUGUUCUGAGAGCAGAGCCGCAGCCUCUCUCCUCCCGGAGUCAGAAGCAACUGACACCGGAGACGAGAAAGAUGAAACUUCAGAGAUGCUAAUGCUAAUAGUGGAUCACAAAGUGAGUGACGGCUCAGGGAAGAAGGAGCAUCAGCAGCGCGAGGAGACGACAACACUUUUCAAAAUCAACCAGCAGCUACGGUGUCACUUCUCUUUUCAAACCAGCGCCACUAUUUUUCUCAAACACGCGCAUGGAUCCGCAUGUCUAGAUGUUCCAGAUGUUUAUUAUUCUGAGCUACAUGUACAAGGCUUGCCAAAUUCACACACACACACACACACACACACACACACACACACACACACACACACACACACCCACACACACACACAUACCAACGUCACUCCAUUCCCAUCGUUGACCUGUGAAGUUGAGUGAGCUUGUCUUGAGAACAUGUGACUGUGUUCAUGGCUUGUAUUACAGGGUGUCGGAUGCACUGAAUGUUAUCAACUGUGAAUUACACCCCACUGAGUUCUCACUCAUUUAUUCAGGAGGACUCGUCAUGUAUUCUAGUGAGAGAUCUGUGCAAUUUUCCAGCAAGAGUUAGUGAUGAUCGAGCAAGGAAUCUGUGUAUUUUCCAUUGUUUCAUAAGGCAUCAAGUUAUAUUUCUAUGCUGUGUCAUUGUACACAUGUAUUUAUGUAUUGAAUGUGUAUAUUGAUAUGAGACGCACAGUUAUUGUUAUUUAUGUAUUGCAAAGUUUAUAUAGUACUGAAUGCGCAUAUGAAGCAUCAAGUUGUUCAUGACCAAUCGAGUUUACUCAUGAUGUUCCAGUGUAUGAGAUUGUCAGGUUGUAAUGCUUGAAAAUAAUAUGGAGAAUGUGUUCCAACUGAACAAUAAACUACCUACAUGCCUUUUUAA
Seriola dumerili (greater amberjack) is the source of this 2608-nucleotide messenger RNA. RefSeq names its product carbonic anhydrase 4 (gene ca4a). The transcript is spliced from 8 exons. Gene Ontology annotation, cellular component: plasma membrane. Bases 41 to 964 code for a protein of 307 amino acids. The record is from RefSeq and is a predicted model, not a curated record. Lineage: Eukaryota; Metazoa; Chordata; Actinopteri; Carangiformes; Carangidae. Gene Ontology annotation, molecular function: zinc ion binding; carbonate dehydratase activity.